Molecule: messenger RNA, 1167 nt
Organism: Scomber japonicus (chub mackerel)
Lineage: Eukaryota; Metazoa; Chordata; Actinopteri; Scombriformes; Scombridae
Gene: lpar1
Product: lysophosphatidic acid receptor 1
Exons: 2
Coding region: 4-1068 (354 amino acids)
Biological process (GO): neurogenesis; phospholipase C-activating G protein-coupled receptor signaling pathway
Cellular component (GO): membrane
Molecular function (GO): lysophosphatidic acid receptor activity
Source: RefSeq, a predicted model, not a curated record
AACAUGGAUGAGGAACAGUGCUAUUACAAUGAAACCAUUGCCUUCUUCUACAACCGCAGUGGCAAGUACCUUGCUACUGACUGGAACACAGUCAGCAAGCUGGUGAUGGGCCUGGGCAUCACUGUGUGCAUCUUCAUCAUGCUUGCCAACCUUCUAGUGAUGAUCGCGAUCUAUGUCAACAAGAGAUUCCACUUCCCCAUCUACUACCUGAUGGCCAACCUGGCAGCUGCUGACUUCUUUGCUGGACUGGCCUACUUCUACUUGAUGUUCAACACGGGGCCGAACACGAGGCGGCUCACUGUUUCGACGUGGCUGCUACGUCAAGGCUUGAUUGACACCAGCCUGACGGCGUCUGUGGCCAACCUGCUUGCCAUCGCCAUCGAGCGCCACAUCACCGUGUUCCGAAUGCAGCUACACACGCGCAUGAGCAACAGGCGUGUGGUGGUAGUGAUUGUCAUAAUCUGGACCAUGUCCAUAAUCAUGGGGGCCAUCCCCAGCGUGGGCUGGAACUGUAUCUGCAGUAUUAAAUCUUGCUCCAACAUGGCACCGCUUUACAGCAACUCCUACCUAAUCUUUUGGGCAGUGUUUAACCUGGUGACGUUUGUUGUUAUGGUGACACUGUAUGCUCACAUCUUUGUCUAUGUACGCCAGAGGACCAUGAGGAUGUCGCGGCAUAGCUCUGGACAGCGACGCAACCGAGACACCAUGAUGUCUCUUCUGAAAACCGUGGUGAUCGUGUUGGGUGCCUUCAUAAUCUGCUGGACUCCCGGCCUGGUCAUCCUCCUCCUCGACGUUUUCUGCGCCAAUUGCAAUGUCCUUACCUUUGAAAAGUUCUUCCUGCUUCUCGCCGAGUUCAACUCAGCCAUGAACCCCAUCAUCUACUCCUACCGCGACAAGGAGAUGAGCGCCACCUUCAGGCAGAUCCUGUGCUGCCAGCGGCAGGAGAAUGUCAAUGGGACGGCAGCAGAAGGAUCUGAUCGAUCGGCGUCGUCCAUCAACCACACGGUGCUGAGCAGUGGUAUGCACCACCAUCACCACCACCACCACAACGAACACUCAGUGGUAUAAAAGAGGGCUGGAGAUGCAGGGGAUAUUGACUGAGAGGAGGUGAACGGCUGUACAUGAAAGUCAAAAGGAACUGUAAACAUGAUAUAAACUGAAGAACAG